This is a messenger RNA of Fulmarus glacialis (Northern fulmar), 485 nucleotides long. RefSeq names its product selenoprotein Pb-like. Gene Ontology annotation, cellular component: extracellular region. The record is from RefSeq and is a predicted model, not a curated record. Lineage: Eukaryota; Metazoa; Chordata; Aves; Procellariiformes; Procellariidae. The annotation marks the transcript as partial. The transcript is spliced from 3 exons. Gene Ontology annotation, molecular function: selenium binding. Gene Ontology annotation, biological process: selenium compound metabolic process.
GCCAGGCCCCACCAGGCGUCCCCGUCUUCCAGCCGGAGCCGGAGGAGCCUGAUGUCUGGCAGGUCCUGGGGGGGGACAAAGAUGACUUCCUCGUCUAUGACCGGUGUGGCCGCCUGGCGUUCCACAUCCAGCUGCCCUACAGCUUCCUCCACUUCCCCUACGUGGAGUCGGCCAUCCGCUUCACCCACAGCAAGGACUUCUGCGGCAACUGCUCCCUCUACCCCAACACCACCCAGGAGGCUAACAGUACCAUGGAGGUCCCUGUAACCCUGAGCCCGCUUCCCAACCAAGAGGGGAAGGAGUCAGAGACCCCCAUCCACCAGCACAACCCCCUCCAUCCUCACCACCACCACGAAGUCAGCAGCGAGAGAGCCACAGACCCGAGUGGGGACCACGAACCUGCCACCCAUGCUCACCGCCACCACGGAGACCACGGCCAGCCCCAUCACGAGGGGAAGAAGCAGAAGGAGGGAGAUGAGCACUAA